GGGACGGGAAAGGAGCAGCAGCGGCAGGAUGUGGAAAUGAAGGACGAUGUAGCUAGCGAUGACAGCAGUAGUGAUGAUAGCAGCGAUGGUGACAGCAGCGACGACGAUGACAGCGAGAGCAUGGGGGCUGCGACAGCCGCCUCCCCACCUCGCCCGCCGCGUCCGCUGCCCCGCCCCGCCCUGCACCUAGGGCCCGCGGAGCUGCUGCUGCUGGCCAUACACCCGGCGGUGCUGGGCGGGGACGGGGCAGGAGCCGGGCAGGCUGGUGCUGCGGGGGAGGCCGCCGCUGGGGGUGACGACCCGACGGCGGCAGGACGUGGAAGGAAGAGCAGCAAUGACAACAACAACAUUACCAGCAUGCGAGGCCAUUGCAACCUCCCUCAGCCCCAGCCCGCCCCACCUCCGCACCGCCGUCGCUCCCACCCGCCGCCGCGGCUGACGCACCUUUUCCUGGAGCUGCCCUUCAAGCCGCACGGCCGCGACGCCGCCGCCACCACCACCGCGCUGUGUGUGCUGCUGGCGGCGCUGAGGGGGGCGGUACCCGGUCUGGCGGCAGGAGGGGUCAGGAGUGGCAGCAGUGGCAGUGGUGUUGCCAGCACUGCGGGUGCGCAGCUGGAGGUGUUGGGUGUGUGUUUCUCGCCCGGGGAGUACCUUGCAGUGGUGGCGCAGGGCGGGUCGGAGCGGCUGGGGCCGCUGGUGCCGCUGUGGGGGCAGGUGGUGGGCGGGCUGGCGGAGCUGAUGCUGUCCCGCCCCUCCCUCCGCGAGCUGCACCUGAGCUGCCCGCCCGGCCUGCUGACCCCAGCCCACGUGGAGCGGCUGCAGCGGGCCGCAGCGGACCCGGGGCCGCGGCGCGCGCGGAGGCUGGCGGUGCUGAUGGGAGGAC
Astrephomene gubernaculifera is the source of this 883-nucleotide messenger RNA. NCBI's taxonomy places the organism in Eukaryota, Viridiplantae, Chlorophyta, Chlorophyceae, Chlamydomonadales, Astrephomenaceae. The record is from the annotation of a GenBank genome assembly.